CUGCUCCUGCAUGUCACCCUGAGUGCGAGCGCACAUUUGCUGCUUGAACACGACAGACAUUUGGAAGACCAAUCAAUCCAAUCUGGACUUAAAAUGCCAACACGUAAAGACAAGAGGAAAGAAUACUUGUCUGUGAAAGACCUGCAGAAACUUUUGGACUCAUGUAAACUACGCCUCAAUCAUAUUGAUGAGGUCUGGCCAAACAUCUAUAUCGGGAACGUGACAGCAGCCCAAAACAAGUCUACCUUGUUGAAAUUAGGUAUAACUCACAUAUUAAAUGCUGCUCACUCCAAGCGUGGCAGCAUAGGGAACCAAAGCUUUUAUGGCAACGACUUUGUAUAUUGCGGCAUUCCAGCAGAAGACUCGACACACUUUGACCUGGAUGUGUACUUCCAGCCUGCUGCCAAUUUCAUUCAUGAAGCUCUAAAGGCACCUGAUGGUAAGAUGCCCCGAGGUUCUCGGUGUCACUGCAUCAUGGGAAUGAGCCGCUCCUCUACCUUGGUGCUGGCGUACCUCAUGAUCUAUCACCACAUCCCGCUCAAGCUGGCUCUGCAGAAACUGAUCCAAAGAGAGCCAUCUACCCAAUCGCAUUUCCUGGCUUUGCUGUUGGAUCUGGAUCUUCAGCUGAUGAGAAAAAAAAGAAAUCAUGUCAGAUCCCUGUAA
Molecule: messenger RNA, 663 nt
Organism: Thalassophryne amazonica
Lineage: Eukaryota; Metazoa; Chordata; Actinopteri; Batrachoidiformes; Batrachoididae
Product: dual specificity protein phosphatase 26-like
Exons: 3
Coding region: 94-663 (189 amino acids)
Biological process (GO): negative regulation of MAPK cascade; protein dephosphorylation
Cellular component (GO): cytoplasm
Molecular function (GO): protein tyrosine/serine/threonine phosphatase activity; MAP kinase phosphatase activity
Source: RefSeq, a predicted model, not a curated record